Molecule: messenger RNA, 342 nt
Organism: Suillus clintonianus
Lineage: Eukaryota; Fungi; Basidiomycota; Agaricomycetes; Boletales; Suillaceae
Exons: 1
Source: RefSeq, a predicted model, not a curated record
AUCAAAGCCACCACACGUUUACGGAGUGGCGGCCUGAUCAUCGAACUAACGACAGUCGAAGCAGCAAAAUGGAUAUGCGUACCAGAAAACAGGCUGAAGAUCACCAAUGCAUUCGAAUCACCAGCCCUAGUCAAAGAACGCAGAUACACCAUCAUCGUCCCUUUCCUCCCGAUCAGUUUAGGCAUUGAAGAUGCAGAUUGGCGAAGGGAGAUUGAGAUAGAAAACGGAAUGCAAAUGGGCGCUAUAGAAGCAGCAGGAUGGAUUAAACCCAGGAUCCGGAGAGCACCAGGGCAAAGUGUAGCUCACGCAACACUCCACUUCGCAGACCCUUCAGCAGCAAAC